GGAGCGGGAAGGGCGCAGGGAAGGGGCCCGGCCUGGAGGGUCUGCAGCUUCUUUCGGUUGUCCCUGGCAGAAUGAAGACCAUUCUCAGCAACCAGACCGUUGACAUCCCCGAGCAAGUCAGUGUUUCGCUGAAGGGCCGGACGGUCAUUGUAAAGGGCCCCAGAGGAACCCUGCGAAGGGAUUUUAACCACAUCAACGUGGAGCUGUCUCUCCUGGGAAAGAAGCACAAGAAGCUGCGCGUUUACAAGUGGUGGGGUAACAGAAAGGAACUGGCGACAGUUCGCACAAUUUGCAGCCAUGUACAGAACAUGAUUAAGGGUGUUACACUGGGAUUUCGUUACAAGAUGAGGUCAGUGUACGCUCACUUCCCAAUCAAUGUAGUUAUCCAGGAUAACGGCUCGCUUGUGGAAAUCCGAAACUUCUUGGGAGAGAAGUACAUUCGCAGAGUGCGUAUGAGGCCAGGUGUUUCCUGUGCAGUAUCUCAAGCCCAGAAAGAUGAGCUGAUCCUUGAAGGGAAUGACAUUGAACUGGUGUCCAAUUCAGCUGCCUUGAUCCAGCAAGCCACUACGGUCAAGAACAAGGAUAUCAGGAAAUUCUUGGAUGGUAUCUAUGUCUCCGAGAAAGGAACAGUACAGCAGGCAGAUGAGUAAAACUCUCAUAGUUGUCUGGAUCCUGAAACGAACGGCAAUAAGGUAUUAUAUCAGCAAGUACUGGAUUGAAGAAUCUGAUACAAAACCUGAAGACCAUGAGAGAGUUAAUAAAAUAAAACAUAUUUCAUA
This is a messenger RNA of Pygoscelis adeliae (Adelie penguin), 779 nucleotides long. RefSeq names its product ribosomal protein L9 (gene RPL9). Gene Ontology annotation, cellular component: ribosome; cytosolic large ribosomal subunit. The transcript is spliced from 7 exons. The record is from RefSeq and is a predicted model, not a curated record. The coding region runs from base 72 to 650 and encodes 192 amino acids. Gene Ontology annotation, biological process: cytoplasmic translation. Gene Ontology annotation, molecular function: rRNA binding; structural constituent of ribosome. NCBI's taxonomy places the organism in Eukaryota, Metazoa, Chordata, Aves, Sphenisciformes, Spheniscidae.